Molecule: messenger RNA, 2548 nt
Organism: Paramacrobiotus metropolitanus
Lineage: Eukaryota; Metazoa; Tardigrada; Eutardigrada; Parachela; Macrobiotidae
Product: casein kinase I-like
Exons: 4
Coding region: 604-2103 (499 amino acids)
Biological process (GO): signal transduction; positive regulation of canonical Wnt signaling pathway; endocytosis
Cellular component (GO): cytoplasm; plasma membrane; nucleus
Molecular function (GO): ATP binding; protein serine/threonine kinase activity
Source: RefSeq, a predicted model, not a curated record
GCAAUUUCUGUUUGCUGAAAUUAAAUUAUUUUUUUCACAAAAUUUUAAUCCAGCGGGAUGGAACGCGUGUUUUUCUGUUUCUAAAAAAGGGAGCUUGCCAGAAACGUCUUUAACCCUGAUUCGUUUUACAACUCAAAACACUCUUUUUACAUUUGUCUUUCCUAACAGAUUUUGAUUUCAUUGUGACGGUGUACAGCUCAGGCUUCACUCAGGCUGCUUUGUGAUAAACUGCAAAAAAUUCCAUAAAAAAUGCCCGUUUUUGCGCUGGAUUUUGCCCGCUGUGUCUGGAGAUAGCAUCACGCUGCCAUUGUGGAUUAACUGCCUGAUGCCAGGGUGCGGAGUGCGAUGGCCUGAUCCCGACUUAUUUAUUUCCCAGUAAACCUCCGCAUUAUUUGCCUGUUACCCGGUUCCUAAUAGGCCUCAUACCCGUUAUUUAUUAAUCCUCCUUGUGUUUCGGUUGUGAUAUAUCCGGGGAAAUUGUGAUAUCGUUGUGUGUGUUGCGGGAUCAGCCGGGGUAUUUAUCACACAGCGCCUCCGUUUUCCCCCGUAAUCCGCGCAUUUCCCAACACACACAUCACGGACUAGUGCGUGGUGCGACAGGUUAUGGUCCGGAAAGGAUCGGAGACGGAGCGCGAGGGCGUGGAUGGUGGUGAGAAUAGUAAAGCAGCAGCCAAAGCAGGGAACGUGGCCAAAAACAAAUCCUCCACCAGCGCCGCCAUGAGUGCCCCCCGCGGGGGUACGGCGGCCCCGGGCGGGACGGCGGCGGCCGCCAAUCAGGCGGGCGGGGCGGCCUCCACGGCCGUCAUGAUGGUCGGGCCCAAUUUCCGGGUGGGCAAGAAGAUUGGAUCGGGUAAUUUUGGGGAGCUGCGGCUGGGGAAGAAUCUGUACAAUAACGAGCACGUGGCCAUCAAGCUGGAGCCCAUGAAGACCAAGGCGCCGCAGCUGCAUCUGGAGUAUCGCUUCUAUAAAUUACUCGGAUCUCAAGAGGGCAUACCGAAAGUCUACUACUUUGGCCCGUGCGGCAAGUACAAUGCCCUGGUGAUGGAGCUGUUGGGUCCGUCGUUGGAGGACCUGUUCGACCUGUGUGAUCGGAAAUUCUCCCUGAAGACGGUCCUGAUGCUGGCCGUCCAGCUGCUGUCGCGGAUGGAGUACAUUCACGGCAAGCAUCUCAUCUACCGCGACGUCAAGCCGGAGAACUUCCUCAUUGGCCGGCAGUCCAACAAGAAGCACACCAGUAUCCACGUGGUGGACUUCGGUCUGGCCAAGGAAUACAUUGAUCCCGAUACGCAGCGCCAUAUUCCCUACCGGGAGCACAAAUCCCUCACCGGCACGGCACGCUACAUGAGCAUUAAUACCCACAUGGGCAAAGAGCAAUCGCGGCGUGAUGAUUUGGAGGCCCUCGGGCACAUGUUCAUGUACUUCCUCCGCGGCUCCCUCCCGUGGCAGGGCCUCAAGGCCGACACCCUGAAGGAGCGCUACCAGAAGAUCGGCGACACCAAACGUGCCACCCCCGUGGAAUCCCUGUGCGACGGCUACCCGGAGGAGUUCGCCAUCUACCUCCGUUACGCGCGCCGUCUGGACUUCUUCGAAACCCCCGACUACGACUACCUGCGCCGGCUCUUCCUGGAUCUCUACCACCGGAUGGGCUACAAGGACGACCUGGAGUUCGACUGGAAUGCCAAACAACAAGCCGCCGCCCAGCAGCAGGCCGAAGCGGCCAGCCGCACAUCCGGCGGCACCCAGAAAAACAGCCAACCCGCCGGAUUAAAAGGCUCUACCUGGCAGCUGGAGAACCAGAACGCCACGGCCAAACAGAGCACACAGACCCUCGGCCCGGCCGGGCAGACGCUGCCCACCCCCGGCGGCAGUGUGCAGGUGAUGAACUCGACGGACGGGGCGCUGGUGGGCGGGGACGAUCCCACCGGGGGCCAGAGUAACACGCCCAUCGCCCGCGGCGGCGGCGUGGAGACGGAUGUCAGUGAUCACGAGGUGAAGUGCUGCUGUUUCAAGCGGCGGAAGAAGCGCACCAAGAAGCUGGGGAGGCCGGGCACGGGCGGCGGCGGGAACGGCGCGGCCGGCGUCCAGGCGGGUGGGGCCAAGUGAGGAUUGUUAGAGAAGGCGCGGUGGUGGGCGGGUGUUUUGGGAUUUGCCUGGGGGAACACAGUGGAUGAGGAUUGCCUGGAAAAAUGCUGGGUUUUUUCUGGAUAUUCUGUGCUGCUACCGUUGAUAUGGGUGGUGUUAAUGUUUUUCUUUUUCCGGCGGGAGAUUUUUUGGUGUGGAUUAAGAUGAGAAUGGGAGAUGAUGCUUUUUGUUGGUUUUCUUCUGCUUGAUCGCGGGCCGGUUUACACUCGUUUUCGUUUUUUGGUUGGUGUGCCCCCGGGGGCUCCUUCGGGGUGGUGUGUAGCUGGAAAAGGAAGGGAGGAGCCCCCCGGUUUUGAUGCGAGGAUGUGCAGGAUGUUUUCAGACACGUGGUUGGUGAGACAUUAUUUUGAAUGUGUGGCACGUUAUUUGUUCUGCCGGGACGAUUAAAGGCGUUGCAUUCCAUUGG